This is a messenger RNA of Wyeomyia smithii (pitcher-plant mosquito), 651 nucleotides long. Its product is annotated as TM2 domain-containing protein almondex-like. The record is from RefSeq and is a predicted model, not a curated record. The transcript is spliced from 3 exons. Bases 1 to 561 code for a protein of 186 amino acids. NCBI's taxonomy places the organism in Eukaryota, Metazoa, Arthropoda, Insecta, Diptera, Culicidae.
AUGAAGCCUCAUCGACCUUCCGAUACCAGCCACUGCCCGAACGGAACAUUGUGCAGCGAUUUACCCAACUUAUGCCUUCAGUGCAACUACAAUCCCCAGUGCAUUUACGGAGCGGAAAUUAAUGUGACCUGCAUACCGAAAAGUUCCGUCUCCUGUCACAAUGAUCCAUCCGGGCACGAGAUCAAGCGACGAACGAUUUGCCGGUACUGCUACCAAACCGAGCGUUGGGAGCAGAUUUGCGAACAGAAAGGAGGCUGUAACUCAAUCGAUUCUCAGUUCAAAACCAAUUGUACCGUGAACAGUGAAAUACUCUGCAGGGGCCAUCGGACGUUCAUGAAGAAAGUUCCCUGCAACUGGACCCAGGGCUACAGAUGGUCGACGACGUUGAUUCUGAGCAUAACGUUGGGCGGGUUCGGGGUUGACCGAUUCUUUCUGGGACACUGGCAGGAAGGAAUCGGCAAACUUUUUAGCUUUGGUGGUUUGGGAGUUUGGACAUUGAUCGAUGUGCUGCUGAUCUCGCUGCACUAUUUGGGACCUGCGGAUGGGUCUCUGUACAUCUAGGAUGAAGCGUAUUUUUCUCGAGCACAAGUAACUAGGGACUUGCGAUGUGAUAAUUAGAAAUAAAUAUUUUCGUUCGAAAAACAUAGAGGA